CAAGUAGCUAACCUCAUCCAAACGCCCGACGAGAACUCUUUCAACAUCCCUCAAAUCUCUCUCUCUCUCCCUCCCUCAACCUCAGAAAAUGGCAGCAGCUUGUAGCUCCCUCUCCACCAUUCUCUCCACCUCCAAAAUCCCUCUUUCUACCCUGAAAUUUUCUCUUAAACCCCAUCAAAAUUCCAGCUUUCAGCCCACCACAGCUCUUUCAAGAAGGGAAUUCUUGAAUGGAUCAUCGGUAGCUCUUCUGCCGCUGCUCAUUUCUCCUCCUCCGCCUUCACUGGCCAAGGAAGUUGAAGUGGGAUCAUACCUCCCGCCCUCGCCCACCGACCCCUCUUUCGUUCUCUUCACCGCCACUAGUAAAGACACCCCUGCUCUUCGGGCAGGGAAUGUACAGCCCUACAAGUUCAUCCUGCCCCCAACAUGGAAACAGAUGCGUGUAGCAAACAUACUGUCUGGAAAUUAUUGCCAACCUAAGUGUGCAGAGCCCUGGGUGGAGGUAAAGUUUGAAGAUGAAAAACAGGGAAAGAUUCAGGUUGUGGCAUCCCCUUUGAUACGACUGACAAACAAGCCUAAUGCAAAGAUCGAAGACAUUGGGAGCCCAGAGAAACUCAUCGCAUCUCUUGGGCCGUUUGUCACUGGAAAUACAUAUGACCCUGAUGAACUGGUUGAGACUUCGGUUGAGAAACGUGGCGAUCAAACUUACUAUAAAUAUGCUCUCGAGACUCCAUAUGCUCUGACGGGAUCACACAAUCUUGCCAAGGCAACGGCAAAAGGAAGCACUGUUGUUCUGUUUGUAGCCAGUGCCAAUGAUAAACAGUGGCAAUCAUCAGAGAAAGUUUUGCAGGCAAUACUUGAGUCCUUUGAAGUGUAAAUCUUUGACGAAGAAGAGAACUCAAAGCCACAUUGAAGUGUUCUUGAUUAUGAUGAUUUAAAGUUCAGAAAACCAAUAAGAUGUACUUUCCUUUGUGUAAAAAGAGCCUAUGUACUACUGAUUGCAGGCAAAAGUUUGAUCAAUUAUUGGUUUGUGAAGUUGCAAGGAUAACUUUUGAUGCUUACAAGUGAUGUUAUGUGAUUGUCUGGAUUAUCCACCUA
Messenger RNA from Sesamum indicum (sesame), 1095 nucleotides. RefSeq names its product thylakoid lumenal protein (Mog1/PsbP/DUF1795-like photosystem II reaction center PsbP family protein) (gene PPD6). Gene Ontology annotation, biological process: photosynthesis. The record is from RefSeq and is a predicted model, not a curated record. Gene Ontology annotation, cellular component: photosystem II; photosystem II oxygen evolving complex; extrinsic component of membrane. Gene Ontology annotation, molecular function: calcium ion binding. NCBI's taxonomy places the organism in Eukaryota, Viridiplantae, Streptophyta, Magnoliopsida, Lamiales, Pedaliaceae.